Durusdinium trenchii is the source of this 1671-nucleotide messenger RNA. The record is from the annotation of a GenBank genome assembly. Lineage: Eukaryota; Dinophyceae; Suessiales; Symbiodiniaceae.
AUGCGGUUGAUAGGAUGCUUGCGUGCCACGAUUCUAGCCGCUUUAGCCACCUUGGCCUCUGCUGGGGUGAAGGGCUUUGGCAUCGUUUUUGAUGUCGAGCCUCCUCAUGGCUCCACGGCGGGCGGCACGGAGCUGCACAUCACGGGCGCUGGCUUCGCAUACGUGACACAGGUGCUUAUUGGCGGAAAAGAAUGUCAAAUUUUCGAGCCGAUGACGAAGGAUGGUGAGUUGACUUGCUAUUCACCAGCCUUGCCACAGCUUCGUGGACGCCGCAGUGGCCACGAAGUGGAAGUGUGGUUUACGUCAGGUCACCGCGCUCAAUGGCGCGGGAAGCUCUUCAGGACUUAUGAGAGAUUCACGCCAUUUAUCAAUUAUGUGCGACAGCAAGCGCUGCCUGUCAUGAACAAUGUGAGCUGGAGUGGCGAUCUCCUGAAGGAACUGGAAUUGAACCAGCAAGAAAUUUUCCUAGACACAGGUGAAAAGCGUAAUGCUACGGAGAUCAUGCAUGCCUACUUGGGCACUGGCAUUGAAGUAUUGGCAGACAAAGGGGGAAGAGAGGAGUUCCGCUGCGACAUCAUCGAGACACCCACGCGUUAUGAUGGAGUGUGCGAAGUGGCUGUGGGAACUCCAGCAGGUUACUACAACUUCACUUAUGUGAUGCAGGAUGGAGAAACUGGGAAUGGCCAUGGGCGAAAUCGUUGGGAUGUUGAUGGCCUUCCUUUGGUGAACCUCGAGGGCCGGGAAUAUGUCUUGGAGGUCUUCCCAACUCUGCAGUCCUUGAAGACCAAGAAGGUGGGGCGUCUUGGUGGCAGCCUGAUCACGCUGGAGGCCAACGCCUUGGAAAUCGGCAAAGGUGACUUCGCCUCGCGCCACGAGGUUCUCAUCGAUGGCGUGCCAUGCGAAGUCAAGGACAUGUUGAAGAGAGGCAACAAUCAGUCCGUCAGCUGUCUGGCGGGGAAGCUCAGCGAACGUUCCCCCGUGUGGCCGAAGCGCCUCCCCUUGGGCAGCUGGGCAACGGCUUGGCUGCGCUCAGAGCGCAUCGGCCCGGGCCCAGGGACUUUUGCCAUAGGGACGCCUUCACGGUCAGUCCAAAGAGCCUGGCAGAUCAGCGACCGAAUGGAGUUACUUCAUGAGAAGGUCCAGUGCAAUGGAGCUCGCUUUGGAUUAGGGACCACGCAUAGCCUUCAGGAGUGCGCGGACAACUGCUUCUGGAUGAACUGUCGAGUUUUUGACUUCAAGCGAGAGGUGGGCUGGUGCACUUGGUGUUUAGACCUGAACGACGAUCAGACGGACGUGCUGUCCACCACUUCGUCGCGCCGGCGGAAUUUUAAGACUGCAUCAGUGGGAGGAGUCUAUCGCUUAGCCACGACGAUGGAGAAGUACUUGAUUGACGAAGUGAAGCAAGGCCCCAAUUGGAAGAUCCUUUAUGCGAAUGGCUUGAGAUGUAAAGGUAGUGUUCACUAUGCCACGGCAACUUUGACUUCGGGACGCUUGACAGGUGCUAGCGUGCAGCAGUGCGCAGAUUACUGCUCUGCCCACCGGGCCAGUGUCAUGGCGAACUCCAUUGUGUGUGGCAGUGUGACGAGCUCACGAAAUCAGCAUGAAGCAAAGUUGAGGUUGUGGAAUCCCCCCACUCCAACCGACGAUGCAUAUGACAAAUCAAGAAAGUGA